AUGGGGCAGACUGUGACGACUCCUUUAUCUUUGACUAUGGACCACUGGACGGAUGUUAGGGCCAGAGGAAGGAAUUUGUCAGUAGAAAUUAAGAGAAAGCCUUGGCAGACUUUUUGCACCUCGGAGUGGCCCACCCUCCGAGUUGGCUGGCCCCUGAUAGGGACUUUUGAUUUGCUCACUAUCGGGGCCGUGAAAGCUGUUGUCUUUCAGGAAGGACCCGGAGCACAUCCAGACCAGCAGCCGUAUAUUACGGUGUGGGAAGACUUGGUACGGUCCCCACCCGAAUGGGUCUGAACGUUUCUCACUUCUAAUCAUCCCCUGAUGCCCCGGCCAUUCUGCCCUUCCACCCCCCAUCUCCCAUUAAUUAUGACUCUGAAAGGUGGAAAACGCGACAUUUCACCGGCGUCUGUCCCGAAGAUUUACCCCGAGAUAGAAGAAGUCCCCGAAUGGCCCACUCCUCCACCCUAUCCCCGUGCCCCGCAGCCCGCACCCCAACCCUUGGCCCCGACACCUCCCCCUCCUGCUCCGGCUCCAGAGGUCGGGGAGAGGGAGGGCCCCUCCGCAGGAACAAGGAGCCGGCGAGGUGCCAUCCCUGAAGGACCAGCUGACUCCACGGUGGCCCUUCCCCUUAGGGCUGUUGGGCCACCCCCUGGUCCAGAUAAACAGAAUGCCUUACAGCUUUUACAAUAUUGGCCUUUCUGCUCCUCUGACCUUUACAAUUGGAAAACUAACCACCCCCCUUUUUCAGAUAAUCCAGCAGGACUCACAGGGCUAAUAGAGUCUCUGAUGUAUUCACACCAGCCCACUUGGGAUUAUUGUCAGCAGUUUUUGCAGACCCUGUUCAGUACUGAAGAGAGAGAGGGAAUUGUUCUUGAGGCCCGAAAGAAUGUUGAGACAAUGCUGGGCACCUUGUCCAGACCCCCAGAAGGGAUAGAUGAAGGAUUCCCCCUGUUGUGUCCUCAAUGGGAUUAUAACACGGCACAAGGUAGGGAACGGAUGUCCAAUUACUGUCGGGCUCUAGUGGCGGGUCUCAGAGGUGCUGCACGAAGGCCCACAAAUUUGGCUAAGGUAAGAGAGGUCAUGCAGGGACCGACUGAACCCCCUUCAGUUUUCCUGGAAAGGCUCACGGAGGCAUACAGAAGAUACACCCUCUUCGAUCUUACAUCUGAGGGGCAACGAGCCUGUGUAAUCAUGGCUUUUAUUGGGCAGUCGGCCCCUGACAUUAGGAGGAAAUUGCAACGGAUCGAGGAACUGCAGGAUUAUACAAUAAGGGAUGUAGUUAGAGAGGCUGAGAAAGUGUAUCACAAAAGGGAGACAGAGGAAGAGAAGCAAGAACGAGAAAAAAGAGAAAGAAAGGAUGAGGAUAGGAGAGAAAAGAGGCAAGAAAAGACUUUGACUAGGAUAUUGGCCACAGUAGUAGGCAGGGAUAGGAGAGAUAGGAACAGACAGCUAGGGAACCUGGGAGACCACCCCCCUCUGGGGAAAGAUCAGUGUGCUCACUGCGGAGAAAAAGGACACUUGGCCCGUGAGUACCCCAAGAAGAAGCAGGGGACAAAGAUAUUGUCCCUCGGGAUUGAUGAAGUGGGGGGACAGGGAUCAGUCCCCCUCCCCGAGCCUAGGGUAACCCUACAUGUGGAGGGAACUCCCAUAAAUUUUUUGAUUGACACAGGUGCAGAAUAUUCGGUGCUGAAAACUCCUCUGGGUAAGGUUAAAAAUGAAAAAACACUGGUAGUCGGGGCUGCGGGACAAAAAUCUUACCCAUGGACUACCUCUCGGACAGUAGCCUUGGGGAAGAGUAUAGUAACUCACUCGUUUCUAGUCAUUCCUGAGUGUCCUAUACCCCUACUGGGAAGAGAUUUGCUGACCAAAUUAAAGGCACAAAUAACCUUCACCCCCUCUAGACCGGAAUUGCCCUGGGGAACUGCCCCUCCCCAGGCAUUGGAACUAUCUUUGCAGUUAGGAGAAGAGUACUGGAUUUAUGAGAAGGAGAUAAAGGCUGCCACCCCUGAAAGGCUGAAGGACUGGCUCGAUCGGUUUCCCCUGGCUUGGGCUGAAACGGGAGGGAUGGGAAUGGCAAAGCAGGCCCCUCCAGUAGUGGUGGAGCUCAAGUCCGGUGCCACCCCCAUUAGGAUCCGUCAGUACCCUAUGGGGAAGGAAGCUCGGGAGAGGAUAUGUCCUCACAUCGACUGGCUAAUCCAUGAAGGGAUCCUGGUCCCCUGUAAAUCUGCCUGGAAUACCCCCCUCCUUCCAGUGAAGAAGCCAGGGACGGGUGAUUAUCGUCCUGUACAGGACCUUAGAGAAGUUAACAAAAGAAUACAGGACAUACACCCCACCGUUCCCAACCCUUACAACCUGCUCAGCACACUGCCGCCUGAACGAGCCUGGUAUACAGUGUUAGACCUUAAAGAUGCCUUCUUUUGUCUAAGAUUGCACCCUAACAGUCAACCCCUGUUCGCCUUCGAAUGGCGGGAUCCUAAGAGCAGUCGGAUGGGGCAGCUCACCUGGACCAGGUUGCCUCAAGGGUUCAAAAAUUCUCCAACCCUGUUUGAUGAAUCUUUACAUCAGGAUUUGGCUCCUUUUCAAGCCCACAAUCCACAAGCAACCCUUCUACAAUAUGUAGAUGACCUUCUCUUUGCAACCGAGACACAUGAAGAAUGCGAACGUGGGACACAAAAUCUCCUGGCUGAGCUAGGUGAGUUGGGGUAUCGGGUUUCAGCUAAAAAGGCACAGCUGUGUCAGACGGAAGUGACCUAUUUGGGAUACACUCUGAAGAAUGGACAGCGAUGGCUCACAGAAGCCAGAAAGCGGACAGUGAUGCAGAUCCCGACCCCAACCACCUCUCGCCAGGUAAGAGAUUUCCUGGGAACGGCGGGGUUCUGCAGACUCUGGAUCCCAGGGUUUGCUACCCUGGCAGCCCCCUUAUACCCGUUGGCUAGAGAAAAAGGGGAAUUUGUGUGGACCGAGGAACACCAAUUGGCCUUUGAAACCCUAAAAAAGGCGCUGCUACAGGCCCCCACUCUAGCACUACCUGAUCUGAACAAGCCUUUUACCUUGUACAACGAUGAGAGAAAUCGAGUAGCAAGGGGGGUUCUUACUCAGACAUUGGCUUGGAAGCGCCCUGUAGCUUACCUGUCAAAGAAGUUGGACCUGGUGGCCAGUGGAUGGCCCUCAUGUUUAUGGGCAAUCGCAGCCACUGCAGUGCUAGUAAAAGAUGCUGAUAAGCUAACUAUGGGCCAAAAUGUGACCAUAGUGGCCCCUCACUCCCUCGAGAGCGUCAUCUGGCAGCCUCCAGACUGUUGGAUGACUAAUGCCAGGAUGACCCACUACCAGAAUUUCUUGCUGACCGAGCGGGUGACCUUUGCUCCACCUGCUAUUCUCAACCCUGCCACCUUGCUACCUGAGACCAAUGAAGCCCCCAUACACCACUGCGGGGAUAUGUUAGCUGAGGAGGCCGGAACUCGGUCAGACUUAACUGAUCGUCCUUGGCCUGGGGCCAUGACUUGGUUCACAGACAGCAGCAGCUUCGUGGUAGAAGGUAAGCAUAGGGCUGGGGCAGCGGUAGUGGAUGGAAAAUCUAUCAUAUGGGCCAGCAGUUUACCUGAAGGGACAUCAGCUCAGAAGGCAGAGCUCACUGCACUGAUCCAGGCCUUGAGGCGUGCAGAGGGAAAGGCUGUCAAUAUCUACACUGACAGCCGAUACGCCUUUGCAACUGCCCACGUCCAUGGAGCAAUAUACAGGCAGCGCGGACUAUUAGCUUCUGCUGGAAAGGAGAUUAAAAAUAAAGAAGAAAUUCUCAGCCUGUUAGAAGCUGCUCACUUGCCCCGCAAGGUGGCAAUCAUUCACUGUCCAGGACACCAGAAGAGAAAUGGGCCAAUAGAAAAUGGAAAUCAAAUGGCAGACCGGGUAGCAAAAGAUGCGGCACAAGGGCCACAAAUUUUAACCCUUAAAGCCCCACCACAGUCAGCAGAGGAGAUUUUAGAAAAAAGAGAAGAGGGGCUAGAAUACUUGACUAACAUACAUCGCCUCACCCACCUGGGAGAAAAAAAGAUGAUAAAGCUGGCCGAUAAGUCCCCUUAUCAUAUCCCACAGCUACACAAGAUAGUGGAAGAAUUGAUAAAAAAUUGCCAAGCUUGCGCACUCACUAACGCAGUGCCGAACAGAACCAGUAGCGGAAAACGUUUAAGAGGGGACAGACCGGGAACCUAUUGGGAAAUUGAUUUUACUGAGGUAAAGCCAGCAAAGUAUGGAAAUAAAUACCUUCUAGUUUUUAUAGACACUUUUUCAGGGUGGGCAGAGGUUUUUCCCACCAAAAGAGACACGGCUAACAUGGUAGCCAAGAAGAUACUUGAAGAAAAUUUUCCUCGGUUUGGGAUACCUAAGGUAAUUGGGUCAGACAACGGACCUGCCUUUGUCGCCCAGGUAAGUCAGGGAUUAGCCAGACAACUGGGGAUAGAUUGGAAAUUACAUUGUGCCUAUAGACCCCAGAGUUCAGGACAGGUAGAAAGAAUGAAUAGAACACUAAAAGAGACCUUAACUAAAUUGAUCUUAGAGACCAGCAGGAAUGAUUGGACAGCCCUUCUCCCCUAUGCCCUGUUCCAGGUUCGAAAUACCCCCGGAGCUUCAGGUUUAACACCUUUUGAAUUAAUGUUUGUGGCGCCCCCGCCCAUUCACAUAACCACAGAGGAUAGAGUACAUCCUGACGUACCCCCCUCCCUCAUCCCCUCGUCUUGCCUUCUAGCCCAUUUAAAGGCCCUCGAGAUCGUCCAAAAAGAGAUCUGGAAACAGUUGAAAGAGACCUACAUGGACGACCUGCAGGUGCCACACCGCUUUGAAGUGGGAGAUACAGUCUUGGUGAGAAGACAUCGGGUGGGGAGCCUCGAACCUCGGAGGAAAGGACCCUACCUAGUACUGCUGACCACACCGACUGCCAUAAAGGUAGAAGGAAUCCCCACCUGGGUCCACGCCUCACAUGUUAAGAAGGCUCCCCGCGGACCUGAUCGAGAUGAGUGGGCUCUGGAAAAGACUAAUAAUCCUCUUAAGCUACGUCUACGCCACUUGCACCCCACUGAAGAUUGA
This is a messenger RNA of Apodemus sylvaticus (European woodmouse), 5076 nucleotides long. RefSeq lists its product as uncharacterized. Gene Ontology annotation, molecular function: nucleic acid binding; RNA-DNA hybrid ribonuclease activity; zinc ion binding. NCBI's taxonomy places the organism in Eukaryota, Metazoa, Chordata, Mammalia, Rodentia, Muridae. The record is from RefSeq and is a predicted model, not a curated record. Gene Ontology annotation, biological process: virion assembly; DNA integration; proteolysis.